This is a messenger RNA of Solea senegalensis (Senegalese sole), 921 nucleotides long. RefSeq lists its product as uncharacterized. The transcript is spliced from 2 exons. The record is from RefSeq and is a predicted model, not a curated record. Lineage: Eukaryota; Metazoa; Chordata; Actinopteri; Pleuronectiformes; Soleidae. Bases 266 to 613 code for a protein of 115 amino acids.
AUGUAGGCAGAAAGGACUUUUUUCUCCUCUCCAUAGUAACAAUGACAAAACAAGCCAGUUGAAGUCCAGGAAGGAGCAGGGAUGAUUGCAGCUGUGUGGAAAAGGAGACGGACCGGUUCAGAGCAGAUUCCUACGUUGGAGUGAAAGGAACAGGGGCAACAGGAGCAGAAGAAGAUCCUGGAAGUUUGCAGGGAUUGUUUUCCAUCACAGAAACUUGUAAGGGGAGCAACACGUGACAGGCUUGCACCCUUCAUACCCUCUCGGCAUGGAGCGGGACAGUCACAGCGAGGACUCUCUGUCCACCAUGGUUCUGGAGAACAUUAAGAACAAACUGAUACAUGCCUUCAGGGUGACAGGAGAGUCCAGAGAAGAUCCUCAAGACUCUGGAUCCACUGUCAGACCAGUCAGCAUUGGCCGGAACUUCCAGGCCAAUGAGGAGCUGAGGAGGGCGCAGAUAGAUGGAGCAAUAACCUGGCUGAGGUCUGAGCUGCUGGAGAUGCGCUCACAGGACCUGCAGCUGGCUCAGACUCUGCUGGGGCUCAACACAGAGAUCCAAAGACUGAGGAGGGAGAGUUUUGGAGGUGUGGAAGUAGAGGGGGAGGAUCAGCAGUAGCCUCCCCUGUCAGACACAUCCUUCUCUGGGGAAGACCUACGAUUAACUGGAGGAAGAACAGGUUAGAAAAAUGCUCUCACUGGAAACCUCGUGAUGGACAAGCAAAAUGAAACCCGUUGAUUGGACUGUGAUAACGGUAACAGUUACAUGUAAAGUCACCAGCAUAGAGAGUGAUCAAGUGUGUAAGUUAGACUUUUUGUUUGCACUUUUGCAGUUCUGCUAAAUCUGUUUUGUUUCUGUGGAAGAAUGAGAAACAAGACAGUUUGAAUGUAAAGAUGAAGUAAAAAAUAAAUAAAUAAAGAACACAG